Onychostoma macrolepis is the source of this 829-nucleotide messenger RNA. RefSeq names its product grass carp reovirus (GCRV)-induced gene 2q (gene gig2q). Gene Ontology annotation, cellular component: cytoplasm. The record is from RefSeq and is a predicted model, not a curated record. Lineage: Eukaryota; Metazoa; Chordata; Actinopteri; Cypriniformes; Cyprinidae. The coding region runs from base 112 to 525 and encodes 137 amino acids. The transcript is spliced from 3 exons.
UUUUUGUACGCAAAUCUGGCAACCUCGGGACCUUCCCCGCUAAACUAACAGACUAUUACGGACUCAGAAGACUCCAGGCUCAGUAGUAGUGCGUUGGUUACUGUGAAUGCCAUGGCGGAUAACGGUUAUGGCAAUGGGAUGCAGCAUUAUCCUGGAAGGAAAACAUACAUCAUGUACCAUGGCACUACAAUGGAAAAGGCACUGAAGAUCCAAAGUGAAGGAUUCAGACGCUCUGCUGAUGGCAUGCUCGGGCCAGGAGUCUACGUGAGUCGGAGUAAAGAGAAAGCUUCUCGUUACCCUUUGAAUGCUGGAGGAGAGCAGCUGGCCAUCCUCAAACUAAGUGUUCGAGUGGGAAAAGUGAAAAGGAUCGAUUCUCAAGGUCAUCGCUUACAGAGAACCUGGCAUCAGCAUGGUUAUGACACUGCUUGGGUCCCUGCAAACUGUGGAAUGGUAACCAGUGGAUUAGAAGAGGACUGUGUUUAUGAUCCAAGCCGGAUCAAGGUUCUUGAGAUUCUUCCGAACUAAAAUGCUAGAACCUUUAUUUUUAUUACCUAAAUUGUAAAGAAAAUUGUAAAAAGACAUGCAAACAUGCCCUUCCACUGAGUCUUGUUAAAUGGUUUAUCUGUAAAAACAUUUCAUGUAAAUGAAUUAAUCAAUCGAUCAUUCAUAAAAUAUAGCUGUAUACUUGUAUGUCAGUGUAAGUCAGCCUUUAUUUACGAAGCACAUUUAAAAACAUCAGAUGUUGCUGUACAAUUUAAGAAUAGUUUUUAAACAUAUGGCACAAUGAGCUGACUUUGAGACUCAAUAAAACCUAUUUGCAUGUCUGUUA